Molecule: messenger RNA, 2082 nt
Organism: Micromonas commoda
Lineage: Eukaryota; Viridiplantae; Chlorophyta; Mamiellophyceae; Mamiellales; Mamiellaceae
Exons: 1
Coding region: 1-2082 (693 amino acids)
Biological process (GO): carotenoid metabolic process
Molecular function (GO): oxidoreductase activity
Source: RefSeq, a predicted model, not a curated record
AUGACGCUGACGACGAGAUGCGCCGCGCAGGGAUUCCCCGCGCGUCGCCUCGGCGCCGUGACGUCCCUCCGCGCUCGCGACGCCCGGGCCCCGAUCCUCAGGCUCCCCGGGACCCGCGCGAACGGCGAAAACUCAUCCGCACGCCGCGCGUCGAUUCUCCGCGCGCGCGCCUCCGCCGUACCGAACGACACCACGCCUGCUGUCGCCUCGACCAAAUCCGGCGUCUCCGCCAAGGACACCGACGAGGAGUACGACGUCGUCGUCAUCGGCAGCGGCAUCGGCGGCCUCUCCGCCGCCUCGCUCCUCGCCCGGUACGGCUACAGCGUUAAGCUCUUCGAGUCGCACUACCUCGCCGGCGGUUGCUGCCACAUGUUCGACCACAGGGACAAGGACGGCGGGCUGUGGAGGUUCGAGGUCGGACCGUCCAUCUGGGAAGGUCUGGACAGGCCGACGGGGAACCCGCUGCGAAUGGUGUUCGACGCCUUGGACGAGACGAUGCCUGUGCGAACCUACGACGGCAUCAGCAUGUGGACCCCCGAGGGGCACUGGCGGUUCCAGCUGGGCGACGACGACGCCCCGGGAGGGUUCUGCGACUUGCUCCGUGAAAAGGCGACGGACCCGGAGUUGGCGAUUAAAGAGUGGAAGGCGCUGAAGGGGCGGCUGGAGCCCCUGUACGACGCCCUGGACGCGUGCCCGCUGACGGCGCUGAGGCAAGACGCCGGUCUGCUCUUGAGCACAGUCAUCGCCAUCCCGUUUUACCUGACGCACCCCAAGGUCAUGCUGGACAUACCGUACAUCCUGGACUCGUUCCACAAGCUGUCCAGGCAGUACGUCACCGAGCCGUUCCUAACGCAGUGGAUCGACAUGCUCGCGUUCUUCAGCGGGUACCCCGCGGAGGGCACGAUGGGGGCGACGAUGAUCUACUCCAUCCCCGGUUUCCACAGGCCGGGCGCUUCGCUGUGCGCCCCCACGGGCGGGACCCAGGCGGUGGUGGACAAGCUCGUCGGGGCGCUCGACAAGUUCGGCGGGAGCAUGGAGCUGAAGAAGCACGUGGACGAGAUUAUCGUGGAGGAUGGGGAGGCGACGGGGGUGGUUUUGCGAGGCGGUCGAAUCGUUCGCGCCAAACACGCCGUGGUGUCCAACGCGACGAUCUGGGACACCGUCCCUCUGUUACCCGACCGCGACGAACUCACGUCACAGGGUUUGCCGAACGCCGCGGACUGGAAGGAGGACAUGGCGGAGAUCCCCGCGCUCGGGUCCAUCAUGCACCUCUUCCUCGGCAUCGACGCGACGGGCUUGCCGGACCUCGACCCUUCGCACCUCGCCGUGAUGGACUGGUCGCGGCCGCUGGGUGAUCCGCAGAACGUGGUGACCAUCUUCGUGCCCACGGUGCUGGACCCCGAGGUGGCGCCGCCGGGGAAGCACAUCGUGCACGUGUACACCGCCGGGAGCGAGCCGUUCGACCUGUGGGAGGGGAAGGACCGCAACAGCCAAGAGUACAAGGAUUACAAGAGGGAACGCGCGAAGAUUUUGUGGGACACGAUCGAGCGGAUCAUCCCGGACAUCAAGCAGCGGGUGGAGGUGGAGAUCUACGCCUCCCCGCUGACGCACCAGAGGUUUUUGCGCAGGCACCGGGGCACGUACGGCCCGGCGUUACCCGCGGGGGGUAAGCUCUUCGGGGUGUUACCGCUGCCCGAGGUUCCCCAGCCCGGCGUGUUAUCCCCGAUUCCCAAGCUCGUGCGAUGCGGCGAUUCCGUCUUCCCGGGCGUCGGCGUCCCCGCCGUCGCCGCGUCGGGCGCCAUCGCCGCGGCGACGCUCGCCCCACUGCCCAAGCACCUCGGGCUGAUGUGGGACGUGGCGCGGAAGCAAGGAGAGUUUUGGAAGGAAAACCCGGGUUGGCUCGACUCUUACGCCGACGGCGAACACAAACCCUUCCAUCCGCGGGGGCAACAUCCCGUGGGCGGCGCGGAGCGCAUGCGACCGGAGGAACACUUUCAGGCGCCGAAGGGGAAAGUGAAGGCGAGCGGGGAGGUGGGGAAGGGCGGGAAGAAGGUCGUCUCGGAGGAACCCGUGAGUCGGUGA